This is a messenger RNA of Triticum turgidum subsp. durum (durum wheat), 807 nucleotides long. Lineage: Eukaryota; Viridiplantae; Streptophyta; Magnoliopsida; Poales; Poaceae. The record is from the annotation of a GenBank genome assembly.
AUGGUCCAGCUCCCGGCCAAGGCUGCCGCACCGCCACCAGCGGCGACGGCUGUGCCAGUACCAGGCACUACAGGAGGAGAGGACUAUAUCCUAAAUUGGGAACAACGGCUUCAUAUUGCAUUUGAUGCUGCCCAAGGAUUGGAGUAUUUACAUGAGUUAUGCACCCCAUCAAUAGUGCAUAGAGAUGUGAAGACCCCCAACAUCCUACUAGACAAGAAUCUAGUGGGGAUAAUAUCUGAUUUUGGGCUUUCGCGGGCUUUUAACGAUGCUCACACACACAUAUCUACUGUUGCUGCUGGCACUCUUGGCUACCUUGACCCUGAGUACCAUGCAACUUUCCAACUCACUGUCAAGACAGAUGUUUACAGCUUUGGUAUUGUGCUGUUGGAGAUCAUCACUGCUCAACCCCCAGUGAUCAUGGACCCUCAACCUGUCCACCUACCAAAAUGGGUGCGCCAAAAGAUAGCAAAAGGCAGUAUUCAUGAUGUCGUGGACAAAAAGUUGUUAGAUCAAUACAACGUCAGUUCCCUGCAGAGUGUGAUAGACCUUGCCAUGGACUGUGUCGAAAAUGCAGCCGUUGAUAGGCCGGCCAUGACCGAGGUUGUUUCAAAGCUCAAAGUGUUGUUGCCAUUGGUUACAAGCGAAAAGCGGUCUAUUUAUGGAACCACUCAAUAUAAAAACUCCAUGGAUAGUGAAAUUUCACAACAGUACCAGUUGACGAUUUCUGGAGCAAGCACGGAAGGGAGCUCCUUCCAGUCUGGUUAUACCGGUGGGAUGUCAGCAAUAAGCAUGUCUUCUGGAAGGUGA